Molecule: messenger RNA, 2406 nt
Organism: Marmota monax (woodchuck)
Lineage: Eukaryota; Metazoa; Chordata; Mammalia; Rodentia; Sciuridae
Gene: Nucks1
Product: nuclear casein kinase and cyclin dependent kinase substrate 1
Exons: 7
Coding region: 86-817 (243 amino acids)
Biological process (GO): interstrand cross-link repair; double-strand break repair via homologous recombination
Cellular component (GO): cytoplasm
Molecular function (GO): single-stranded DNA binding; double-stranded DNA binding
Source: RefSeq, a predicted model, not a curated record
UCGGGGGGGGUGGGGCGCCGAGCGCGCGGGGUGGGGGGGGUCCUGGUCUUUGGCUUCUCGACUCGGUCCUGUUUCGACAGCGAACAUGUCUCGGCCUGUCAGAAACAGGAAGGUUGUUGAUUACUCACAGUUUCAGGAAUCUGAUGAUGCAGAUGAAGAUUAUGGAAGAGAUUCAGGUCCUCCUGCUAAGAAAAUUCGAUCAUCUCCUCGAGAAGCUAAAAAUAAGAGGCGAUCUGGAAAGAAUUCACAGGAAGAUAGUGAGGACUCAGAAGAAAAAGAUGUGAAGACCAAGAAGGAUGAUUCUCACUCUGCAGAGGACAGUGAAGAUGAAAAAGAUGAUCAUAAAAAUGUACGUCAACAAAGGCAGGCAGCAUCUAAAGCAGCUUCUAAACAGAGAGAGAUGCUCAUGGAAGAUGUGGGCAGUGAAGAAGAACAAGAAGAAGAAGAUGAGGCACCAUUCCAGGAGAAAGAUUCAGGCAGUGACGAAGAUUUCCUAAUGGAAGACGAUGAUGAUAGUGACUACGGCAGUUCAAAAAAGAAAAAUAAAAAGAUGGUUAAGAAGUCCAAACCUGAGAGAAAAGAAAAGAAAAUGCCCAAACCCAGACUAAAGGCUACAGUGACGCCAAGUCCAGUGAAAGGCAAAGGGAAAGUGGGUCGCCCCACAGCUUCAAAGGCCUCAAAGGAAAAGACUCCUUCUCCCAAAGAAGAAGACGAAGAACCAGAGAGCCCUCCUGAAAAGAAGACGUCUGCAAGCCCCCCACCUGAGAAAUCUGGGGAUGAAGGGUCUGAAGAUGAAGUCCAGUCUGGGGAGGAUUAAAAGUGAUAAUGGUUUGGGGAGAGAUUUUAUUAAAAAAAGAAAAAAGAAAAAAAGAGGGGGAAAAAAAGAGAACCUACUUAAGAUAGAACAUGGUUUUGGCUAUGGCUUGACUCAUGGGCUUUCAGUGCUUUUUUCCAUUUGUUGAAAAUAACAUUCUCUCUCUCUCUCUCUUUUUUAAGAAAACCAUUGUAUGUUGAAGUGUUUAAGUUACCUUUUGUCUAUUGGGCUUCUCUUUGCCACCACCUCCCUUUCCCAAUGAAAGCCAUGUCAACUUAAUCACUGGAUUGACUGCUUCAUCUUUUUAUUUUUAAUGGAAGGUGUACCACAGUUGUAAAGCAAUAAGAUUUGAGAUGAACACUUUGGAAACUUUGCUUUUUGCUAAACAAUAGCAAGUUAAACAGUAAUCAAAAACAUAGAGAGGUUUUAGUUAAAAAUGAUUGCUUCUUUCUCUGCCUGGACUUUUUAAAAAAAUCAGUUGUCAUCUAAUAUGAGUUUAUAUGUCUAUAUGCAUAAGUAUAAAUGUCUAAAAAAAUCAUGACUCUAAACUUCCACUGAUGAGGCAGGUAGGAUAUAAAGAUGAAUUCUGAAUUGUUACUAAAAGUACUCAUAUUUUUUACCUGGGUGGGGGUUGGGGAUUGGGUUUACCUGACCUUAUUUGGGGGUGUGGGUUUUCCUUUUUUAUCUCAUCACUUAUUAUCUCAAAGAGACUCGGAGCCAGUGAUCCUUUUAUCCUGCUACAGUCUUUAAGGAACUGAAAAAAAAAAAAAAAAACAAGAGCCGCCAAAACUGAAAUCACUCUUGAUUUCACAUUUCAUUCUCUAAUGGUUCAUGUUUUAAAAAUAUAUAUGUAUCCUGUUUUUUGGAUAAAAUUUUACCAAGGAUCAAAAAAAGAAAAUAGACACCCUAGAAUUUGAAUGGUAAGAUGAAUCUACACAUCACAGGGGGUUUCUUCUCAAACUGACAAUGUUUUAGGUUUUAAGCAAAUAAAGUUCCAGUUAAUGUGAAACUCGGUCACAGAGAGUUGAGGUAUUUCCUUUAUGAAAACAAAGAAUUGAAAUUCUUUUUAUGCUAUAAAUGUACAUUCAGAUCCCAUGAACCAUGCGGUUAUUUGUUAUAGAACAUUUUCCUUUUUAUACCCCAAUCUUCCCGUUUCUUUGUAGAAAUAUGGUGUGAAGUACAUCUCUGCUUCCUGCUGCUACAUAGAACACCAUUGCGCCCCCUAUCCCCAGGCCUACCAGCUCACUAGGGGACACUUUUCCUAACUAUUCACUUACUGACAGGAUAGGAAGUAUGUUAAAUGCUGCUUCCAUACUAUUGAGUUGGCUUUUCUUGUCUUAGUUAGUCUGACCCCCUGCUUACUGCUCAUGUUUCUCAAAGCAAGAGACUGAGACUCAACAAGCCUAGAGAAAUCCUGCAUUUAGGAGGCCUGUGUGCCAUUGGUAAACAGACAUUUUACAUGCCUUAGGAAAGUAGUUAGGAAAUAGAUUUGCAAGUUUGAUCCUCCAUAUGCUGAUACCAUGAACUAAAAGGAGCAAAGGUUAGGGAGGGAUCCUGGUAUAAUAAUAAAUUGAAAAUAUGGUGAAAUUUAA